Molecule: messenger RNA, 987 nt
Organism: Aspergillus alliaceus
Lineage: Eukaryota; Fungi; Ascomycota; Eurotiomycetes; Eurotiales; Aspergillaceae
Exons: 1
Coding region: 1-987 (328 amino acids)
Molecular function (GO): protein binding
Source: RefSeq, a predicted model, not a curated record
AUGUCUUCCGUUAUUAACUCAAUCCCGCUAGAAAUCCUCGAAAUCAUAUGCGAGGAGCUCGACACGAGGGAUCUAGCCUCGCUAGUUGGGACCUGCCGCCAUACCUAUCACCGAACGAUCAGCCGCUUGGCGCAGCGAUACACGGAAGUUCACCUAGACUUCUCGCAAGACAGCUUCAAUCACAUCCAUGCCAUUGCCAACAACAAAAUCAUGCGACAACAGGUCCAUCGUCUAGUUGUCAUGACUCCAGAGCCAUACCUGGGUCGCAAUCUCCAGUGGCAGCGAAGCGCGGCCGGUCAUAUUCACAACCCACUCCAAAUACCAGCCAUCCAACGCUUUCGCAAUGAUCUAGUCGACAAGCUCGUAAACUGCCGAUCCUUCGUACUUUCCCCGGUCAGAAGCAAAUACGUACCGGAAGAGGACGCCCUGAGCGACGACAAACAUCUAAACCCCGACGAUACCGCAGCCAUCUUGCUAGAAAUUAUCGCCAACGCAUCACUACCCAUGAAGCUAUUCUGGUAUGGCACAGGGGCGAAUUAUACCUCAAACAUUAUGGAUAUCCAGCGAUUACCCAAAACUCUCUUUAUGAAUCCCUCAUUCAAGUCCGGGUGGGAGUUAUUGGAAAAUCUACAUCUGGACCACAAACUUACACCGCAUAACUAUUCUUUCAUUUUGAAUAUGAUACUUCAUGCUCAUAAUCUUCGCAAAAUAUACCUUAGCCUAGCACCACGAGACUUGGCUAUCGAGUUCUUCGCACACCUAGGCGCAUCUCAAUCUUUCCCUGGCGCGCUAGAAAGAAUUGCAUUGUGCUACACGUCCAUACGGGUGGUGGAUCUGAUUAGUAUUCUGAGCCAUUCCCGCCAAACGCUUAAGCGUGUUAUUUUGCGAGAUAUUGGUGGUUUAUCGGUGGAUUUGCCUAAGCUGCAGAGUCAGUUGCAGGGUUGCUUCCCGCGGUUGGAGACCGUUGAUUUGGAUAGGUGUGAAUAA